Molecule: messenger RNA, 314 nt
Organism: Balearica regulorum gibbericeps (East African grey crowned-crane)
Lineage: Eukaryota; Metazoa; Chordata; Aves; Gruiformes; Gruidae
Source: RefSeq, a predicted model, not a curated record
AUUGUCACCAGUACACAAACAGGAGCUGCGAGGAGUGUCUGAAAAAUGUCACCUGCCUGUGGUGUGCCAGCAGCGGGAGGUGCGUGGAGUACCCCGUCCGAAGGAUCCUCCCCCCGGCUGACCUCUGUGAGCUCCGCUCAGCGCGCUGGGGUGUCUGCUGGGUGAACUUUGAAGCCCUGAUCAUUGCGAUGUCCGUGGUGGGAGGAAUGAUCCUCAUCACGUUGGGGGUCUGCUGCUGCUGCUGUUGUAAGAAAAAGAGCAAAAAGCCAGACAAGGAUGACGAGAGGGCGGCCAGGGAGCGGGAGAAGCGGCGG